AUGGUUUUGGACAUCGACAAGUGCAUAGCGCAGCUCUACAACGGUGAGCUACUGGCCGAAAGUCAAGUUCAGUCAUUAUGCUUGCAAGUACGGCCCAUCCUCGCCAACGAGUCCAACGUUGUCCCACUGUCCGCUCCUGUCACAGUGGUCGGCGACGUGCACGGGCAAUAUCACGACGUCCUGGAGAUAUUCGCCAUUGGUGGGCAGUGCCCAGAUACCAACUACUUGUUUCUCGGCGACUACGUCGACCGCGGCAACCACAGCGUGGAGACAAUCAGCCUUCUGUGCUGCCUGAAGCUGCGGUACCCGCAGAGAAUCCACCUUUUGCGCGGCAACCAUGAAUCGCGCAACAUUACGAAAACCUACGGGUUUUACACCGAGUGCACGACCAAGUACGGCGGAUCGGCGGUAGUAUGGCGAGAGUUCACGGAUCUGUUCGACUACCUUGCACUGGCUGUGGUGAUCGAGGACAGCGUGUUCUGUGUGCACGGCGGGCUGUCCCCGUCUGUCUCGCAUAUCGACCAGCUGCGCGUGCUGGACCGGUUCGGCGAGAUCCCGCACGAGGGCCCGCUGGCGGACAUCCUGUGGUCUGACCCGGACCCGGAUAUCCAGGGCUUUGGCAGGUCGCAGCGCGGCGCCGGGUACACUUUUGGCGCCCAGGUCGUCGACCGCUUCCUGCACAACAACGGAAUGUCGCAUAUUCUGCGCGCUCACCAGCUAUGCAUGGACGGCUUCCUGGUGCAGUUCAACGAUCGGCUAUCCACUGUGUGGUCGGCGCCCAAUUACUGCUACCGCUGCGGCAACAUUGCCAGCGUUCUGCAGGUCGACCCGUACCUGAAGCGCGAUUUUAUCACGUUCACCGCCGCGCCCACGUCUCCGCACAAGCCGGCGCCGCUGCAAAGCACUGAUCCUUCAUCAUAUUUUAUUUAA
This is a messenger RNA of Kickxella alabastrina, 930 nucleotides long. Its product is annotated as Metallo-dependent phosphatase-like protein. Gene Ontology annotation, molecular function: protein serine/threonine phosphatase activity. Gene Ontology annotation, cellular component: FAR/SIP/STRIPAK complex. Gene Ontology annotation, biological process: peptidyl-serine dephosphorylation. Bases 1 to 930 code for a protein of 309 amino acids. The record is from RefSeq and is a predicted model, not a curated record. The transcript has a single exon. Lineage: Eukaryota; Fungi; Kickxellomycota; Kickxellomycetes; Kickxellales; Kickxellaceae.